AUGCUGUGGCUGUCGCAUACGCACGCUGCGUCGGCGAGCGUCGCGGCCGUGCGGCUCGACCACUGGCUGCCAGAUGGGCCGUGCCUAUGCGUCGCUCAGCACGCGAGCCUUGCGUUUUACGCCUUGUCCGAAGGGCGCGCGAGCCGCGACACGAGCUACAUAAACCGGCCGCUGGCCUGUGUCCAGCGUGUGCCGCUGCGUGCGCGCAUCAUUGCGAUCGAUGUCGUGCGCUCUUUGUCGAAGGACGAAUCCGACCGUAUUCUGAUCCUCACGGACCACCCUGUGCCCCGACUGCUGGUCCUGCGCCGAGGAGCGACAGAAGCCGACGAUGCACGCCCGAAUCCAUGGGCCGACAUCUCGACCGAGGCCUCGCUCGUGCUGCAGGAUGCGGUGCGCUCGCCUGCCGAGCUUGGUCUGGGCCUUUGCACGGAGCCGGCGCUGGAUCUGCGCCUCGCAUCAGGUAGCCGCCCAGGACGCUGGGCAGCGACACACACACACACUGGGCAGAUGCGUAUGAUUCCGAUCGAAGAGAGCGUGCCGCCAGUGCACACCGAGCUGGCAUUCAAUGCUCGCACCUUUCUUGCUCCGCGCGACGCCGAUGCGCAGGCCGUCGUGGCCCUCUUGGGCAUCUCGAGCAAGCCGUCGCGCAUCGCCGGUUUCGGCGAGCAGUGCAUGCCUGUGCUCUCGUUCCACACACCGAACCCAGAGAUGCAGCAGCUGGAUCCCGUACCGUGGGGUGCGCCACGCACCGCGCCGCGCCCUGCAGAAGAGCCGAAGGAGGAAGCGCCCGCCCAGCGCCGUGGCCGCGAAAAGCGCCCGGCUGCCAGCGGGCGGAAACUCGAUGCUGCAGCGCUGGACCGCCGUGAGCGUGAGUGGCUCCAAGACCCGGUUGUGCAUGCCCACGUCCCCCUGCCUCAGGAAGACGCCUACGGCGCCCACCUCCUCUGUGCUGUGCCCGCGUUCGCAGGCGGUGGCGUGCUCGUAUUUUGCGAAAAGAGCAUCGUGUACGUCCCCCCACCCGCAGCGCCCCGCCGCUCUGCCAAAGCGAGCCGGAGCACGAAAGAAAAGCGGCGCAUGAGCGCCGGCACCGACAUUGCUUCUGGCGCACCGAGCGUGUCGCGCGCUACGCAAAAGCGCCGAAAAGUGCCAGAAAGCGACACGGAUACAUGCGUCGGCACAGUCGCGAUGCAGAUGCCCAAGCUUGUGCAGGUGCGCGCCGCCAAGUCUCUCUCGGUAUGCGCCGCGACCGUCGUCGAUGACGAGGACGAGCAAGGCACACUUCGUGUGCUGUUUAGCACGUCGGACGGACACAUUUACACGCUAUCUCUCUAUUCACCUGGCGCACAAGGGCCGUGGGAGCCAACGUCGAUCAAGAUUGCGCGCGUCGGCGCCUCGUCCGUGCCGGCUGGUCCGCAAGGGCUGACGUACCUUGGCGAAGGCUUUGUGCAAAUUAGCAGCGCGACCGGUGAUGCAGUGCUGUUGCGCCUCGCUGGAGACGGCGUGACAGAGGCACACCGCUGGCCGAACCUCGGGCCUGUCGUGGACUUUGCUAUGGACCAUGGCGAAAGCGACCAGCUUGACCCUGUGCACCGCCGCGUGAUUACGUGCAGCGGUGCAGGGCCAACAUCGAGCCUGCGCAUCUUUUGGAACGGUGUCGCGACGUCGGAGCUCACGCACCUCGCCGUGCCGCAGUGCCUGCGUGUCUCUGCGAUCGAUGCUGUUGGAAGCGAUGUGCGCGAGACAAAGCUGCUUGCACUCCUCUUUGCGACACAUACCAAGGUGGUCCAGUGUCACGGCCUCGUCGAUACCUCGUCCACACUUGCCGAGCGAGGCGUCGCCCUCGACGAGCGUGCACUGCAUGUUUGCACGCUUGCGUCGAGCGGCGGCGUGGCUUUUGUGCUAAUUACGGCGCAUGCUGUCUAUGCCGUGUAUGCGGACCGUGUCGUGCACUGGCCCUCGGAGCACGAAAUUGUGGCUGCAGACGCGAACGAGCAGGGCAGUGUGCUUCUGGGGCUCGAAGGUGGCCGCCUCGUUCACCUUGGCAUCCGCGAAAAAGGCAUCUGUGUCGAACGCUCUACGACGGUUGACUCCGAGAUCGCGUCGGUGUGCCUACCCGGCCCGUGCAGCGAGCCGGUGUGCGUCGUGGGCCUGUGGGAGCCGACCUCGUUUGCGCUCUGCACCUUCCCCGAGCUGGAGCCGGUUGCGAUAAGCAAGAGCGACCAAACCUGCAGCGCGCUUCCGAUUGCUCUCCUCGUCUAUGCGCAGACAAAUGACACGCCUACCUAUAUUCUUGCCGCACUGAGCUCGGGCGACGUGCUCGUACACACGCUGACUCGCUCGGAGCACCGCACAGCAGUGCGGCUCGUGCAUACCCUGUCACUGGGCGGACGCCCUGCUGAGCUUGUUCCUUUUACCGCGGCGCCGCAGGCCAUGGGCGGCAUUUCCGGCGGGAUUGUCGCCCUGGGUCAGCGCUCCUACAUCCUCUUUCCCGAAGGCGACCGGCUGCGGUACAGCGCACUGCGGUAUACGGACCUACGCAGUGCCGCGCCGCUCAGGCUUGCUUCGGACGCACGCCCCGUGCUGGCCUGCGUCGCCGCGGAAGGCGUGCGUGUCCUGUCGCUGGAUAAUCUGCACGAAAACGAUAUCCGAACGACCUCGUUGGAUGGCGCACAUGCGACGGCCAUUGCCGAGUAUGCGCCGGCGAAAGCGUAUGCCGUCACGGCCUUUGCUGAAGAGAGCGGUGCCGAAGGCUCCGUGCGGUUGGUCAGCCGUACGGACCUGACCACGCUUGGCUCCUACACGCUGCUUAGGAACGAGCGCCCCAACUGUGUUGCAUCAGUGACCCUCGAUGGCACGCCCUACAUUGUCGUCGGCACGGGCUUCCAGCGCGAGGACCAACUCGACACGGUGUCAGGCCGCCUGAUGGGCUACCGGUGGGACGGUGAGCUGCAGGUCGUCUUUGCGCUUGAUGUGCCGGGCAACGUGUACGGCGUCGCAGGCGUCGCAGGCAUGCUGGUGGCCGCCGUAAACGCGCAGGUCAACACGUAUGUCCUGGGCGACAAAUCCCAAAAGCUGCGUGCGCUCGACGUGGUGUCGCGCUGGGGCUGCUCGUUCAUUGCCAGCUGCCUUGCAUGCAGCACGGAGGAUGAGCACACUGUCGUGAUUGGCGACGCAAUGCGCUCGCUCACAGUGCUGUGGAUCGGCGACGACGGCGAGAUCACCGAGCUUGGACGCGAUCUUGAUCCCUACUGGACCACGGCCGUGGCACAGUACGAUGCGGCACACCAGCAGUACCUCGGCUCCGACAUUGCGAUGAAUAUGUUUGUCGCUGGGCGUAUACCGACCAAGGCGCAAGGGCAGUUCGGCCACGCGAUGCGCCGCGUCUCGUGCUUCCACUAUGGCGACAUGGUCAACAAGCUCGUCCAGUCGCCUCUUGAGCUCGGGCGCCGCACGCACUUUUGUACGGCGGCCGGCGCACUUGGCGUCGUGUGCGAGGUCGAAGAAGAGGCCAGUGCGCUCUUGGAUGCAGUGCAGCAGGCCAUGGCGCAAGAGACAAUUGUUCCUGGCGACAUUCCCUGGGACGAGUGGCGCACAUUGCGCACGGACCACCGCAUCGCAGCGCCGACGCAGUUCCUGGACGGUGAGCUCCUUGCGCUGUUCCUAGAGUGCACGCUGCGCCAGCGCAGCCGGGUUGUCGCGGUAGCAAGCCACAUCGCACGGCGCAAGCACGGUAGCUCCGCGCCGUCGAUCACGGUCGACAGCGUGCUGCGUGCGCUGGAUCGGCUCUCGGUGCAUACGUAG
Malassezia japonica is the source of this 3801-nucleotide messenger RNA. RefSeq lists its product as uncharacterized. Gene Ontology annotation, biological process: proteasome-mediated ubiquitin-dependent protein catabolic process; DNA repair. The transcript has 2 exons. Gene Ontology annotation, cellular component: site of double-strand break; nucleus. The record is from RefSeq and is a predicted model, not a curated record. Gene Ontology annotation, molecular function: nucleic acid binding; protein binding. The coding region runs from base 1 to 3801 and encodes 1266 amino acids. Lineage: Eukaryota; Fungi; Basidiomycota; Malasseziomycetes; Malasseziales; Malasseziaceae.